Messenger RNA from Pogonomyrmex barbatus (red harvester ant), 1733 nucleotides. It is a transcript of the gene IntS14, whose product is annotated as integrator complex subunit 14. The record is from RefSeq and is a predicted model, not a curated record. NCBI's taxonomy places the organism in Eukaryota, Metazoa, Arthropoda, Insecta, Hymenoptera, Formicidae. Gene Ontology annotation, biological process: snRNA 3'-end processing. Gene Ontology annotation, cellular component: integrator complex.
AUAACCUAUAAAUCUGUUUUUUUUUUAUAGAUUCAAAGAGAGGCUAUACUGUUGAUAAAUAAAUUAUGAGACUUGCAAGUGUCUCUAGUUUUUAAUCACAUUUGUUGUAAUUGCGAGUGUCAAAAUGCCUACGGUCGUAGCGUUAGAUGUCUCCCUGUCAAUGAGGAGACCUGUGUUAACAAGUGGGACGAAUGAUAGUUUACAAAAUGAACCAUUAACGCGGCAUCAUUUAGCGGUGCAUGGCAUAAACGCUUUAUUACAUUACUUACAAGUUAACUCAAAGCUAGAAUUUGUGUCACUGAUUGUAUUUUCGUCAUUGUACGAAGUAGUCUGUCCUUUUACUCGUGAUUAUGAUAGCAUACGUGCAAAGUUACAAACUAUUGAGGAGUGGGAUAAAACAUGCAUUGAAGGAGCAUUACAUGGAGUUAAUAAUGUAAUUAUGGCAGAAUGGGGUAAUGCCACAGCUUGCCAAGUAAUAUUAAUUACAGAUGGUAAUCCAGGCAUAGGACCAAUGUCCUUAGGAAAUUCGUUAAGUGCUUUAAACGUUGCACAAGACAUAAAUCCUUUUCCAUUACCUUUUCCAUAUCCAGGAAAAUUAAGCAUAGUUUGCAUUGGACUACAGCAAGAUCCUAGUUUGCAGAUUGGUUUACCCCUAUAUCAACGUCUAGUUGAUCUAGCUGGUGGUGAUAGUAUUGUAUUAGUUCCUGAAUCACCACUUAGUAAAUAUACUGUCGCAACUUGCUUUCAAAAACUAGCUGAAGCUAAUUAUGUUUCCUUUCAAGGAUACUUACAAUGUGGACAUUUAGGUUCUCGUAUUUUAUUAUCUCCAGCUCCCAUGCCUUAUACAAAAAAGACAGAUUUCGAAUUAGCUCCUGGCUUGGUAAUAUCAAAAACGAUAGAAAUAUGUGGAUUUAUAUCUGUCGGGGAUGUUGGUAGUCCAAGUUCCAUUUCUAGGCAUUUAGUAUUACCAUUGGCAACAGAGAAAAAUUCAAGUAUGCAAGGUAUAUCAUUAGAAGAGGAUUCAGAUACCGAAGAGAAUGGCGACGAGGGAAGAAUGCCAUCUUUUUGUGUGUUGCUUCAUGGAGCAUUAAAAGUAGAAAACAUGGCAGCUCUUUGUAUGUUGAACAAUGAAUGGUAUGGAUUCAUAUAUUCUUGGGCAGAUACUAAGAAGAAAUCUAAUUUAAUGCUAACAGUACUAGAACCAGGAUCCCACGUCGUACCAUGGUUAGGCAAUUUCAAUAAUUUGGGCCCGUUAGACACGGUUAAAAGUUCUCCAGUCAGUUUUCCAGUUAGACCAGCCGAAAAGAGAAGCUAUACACAGAAUGCUCCAUCAUGGAUUCGCCAAGUUGGCUUGCAAUCUGAUAUUCAAAAAAUAUUAAGACAUGCAAGAAAAUUACCCGAUAAGACACAAAAUUUCUACAAGGAGGUAAACAGAUUACGACGUGCAGCAGCAUCUAUAGGAUUCAUAGAGUUAUUAGAAGGAUUAGCGUGUAUUUUGGAGCGAGAAUGCACAUUACUACCACCAAAUCUGAAUCCCGAUUGCACAAUCCAAAUGGGACAUGUUGCAUCAAUGAUUAGAAAACCGGAAUUUCAUGAGCUUAGAUACAACAUUCCACCCGCACGAACGAAAUUUCAACCUGGAUCAUGAGUUGUAAUAAACAAUAACCAAAAUGUUGUUACAUUUGUAUCAAAACUGAAUAUUCGUACAGCAAAAAUAAAAUUUGUAUUUAUUA